CCCACUAUAGUGUUGUAACUUCAUGAAAAAAACAUGACGAAUAGAGGUUGCGUGUUGCAUCAAUACUGCCAGUUUAGUGACUUAUAAAAAACUUUGUCAAUAAUGGCAUCGCCUUCAAAAGUCAAGGGAUCGAAAUCAUCUAAUCUUAAGAGGAAACAACCAACAAUAAACCCCUUUUUACCAAAUGAAGAAUCGGGUGGUGGAACGGCGAAGAAAUUCAAAACCUCAACCGUGAUUGACCCGUCGGGAUCGUCAUCAGUAAAGUUAAAGCCGGAAUCUAGUAACGAUGCAGACAAUGGUCAGCAGUUUUUUAGUAGUGUGGUCGCCUACAUCCUUCCAGCGGGAAUUGGAAAAGCACGCACCGACAUCUUCAAAAAACAAAUGUCUAAAUUUGGCGCCGAAGUACUUAAUGUUUGGGACGAAGCAAUAUGCACUCAUCUGAUUGUUGAUGAAGGGAUGGAUGUGGAACGCCUCAAAAGAAUCAUGAAGAUUGAAAAGGCACCAUCAAACAGUCUUGUACUAAGAGCAAGCUGGCUGAGUUUUUGUCUGACAGAGAAGCAACUUUUGCCAACUGACAACCAUAAACUAAGGUUUCCAAUGAUUCAAAAAGAGGAUAUGUCAAGAAAACCAGAUGCUUCUUCCAAACCAGUUUCCAAUACAAGUCAGAAAUCUGAAACUGCUGAGUCUUGUGAUAUUAAGAAUAAAACCCUUGAGAAGAAAACUGAUGGACCAAAAGCUUCUGACGUGCCAUCUACGUCCAAUGCCCCAAUGUCCAAUGUUCAAGGAACUAAGUGGACAAGUCCAGUGAAAGCAGCAGGUUCAGACCGGGGAUAUGAUAGUGAUGAUAGUAACUAUGUACCCAGUGAUGAUGAUGACGGGCAGGAAUCUCUGAUGAUAACCACAGUAUCUGAUGCUACUGGCCCAUCAUCCAAUGUAUCAACACCAGCAUCCUCCCCACAAAAGCUUCCAAAAGGUAACUGGGUGUGUUCCAAGCCAUCAACCUCUCAGCAGAAAAACCUUAAUGACCACAUCACUGAAAAGCUGGAGGUUUUGAUGAAGACCUAUGCUAACACCAAAGAUCACUGGAGGGCCAUGGGAUAUCGGAAAGCUAUCACUGCUCUGAAGCAAUACCCUAAGGAAGUCACUAGCUGGGAGGAAGCCAAUAAAAUCCCAGGCAUUGGAACUCGCUUGGCAGACAAGAUCAGUGAGAUUUUAGAGAGUGGACAUCUGAGGAAGAUCGACCAUGUCUGUGGUGGAGAGGACAUGAAGGCUCUGGACAUCUUCAACCAAAUCUGGGGAGUGGGACCUACGGUGGCACAAGAAUGGGUUCAACUGGGAUUCAGGACACUGGAUGACGUGAGAGAGAAGGCCAAGUUAACCAGGCAGCAAAAGAUUGGCUUGAAACACUAUGAGGAUUUCUUAGAAAGGAUGCCUAGACAGGAAGCAGGAGAAAUUGAGAGAACGGUUCGGGAAAUGGCAGAAAGUGCUACCCCAGGUAUGCUGGCAGUUGUUUGUGGAUCUUAUCGGCGAGGCAAGGCAACUUGUGGAGAUGUUGAUGUGCUUAUCACUCAUCCAGAUGGUAAAUCACACCGCGGAGCACUGGGCAAGAUUCUCGAUGGACUACGAGCAAAAGUAUCAUCAACAAUGGAAACUGUGACGUCAGUGCGAAAUGAACAAAUACAAAUGAAUCAAGGCAAAACUGUCAGAGACUGUUGGAACAUUGUCUUAGUUUACAGUCCCCUGGAGAGCUGUAUAGACACAAGGAGAAUGAUUAAUCACCCUUCUUCGUACAUCUGGUGAAGUCACAUGGUGAUCAUUGGUUGUCAUGGCAGCAACUGGCGAGAAUGAGAGGAAGUUGUCACAAUGCAAGAAAACAAUGUCAGAGGAAAUUAUUGCACGUUUUUUUGAUCAGGAUUUGUAGCAGCAGAUAGGAUAGUUGCUUGUUUGUCGAUGGUUGUGUGGAUUAGUAAUGGUAAAAAUGAUCAAUUUGUUAGUCGAUUGGAGGCAGGCAGUCACUGAUCAGUCACUGAUCAGUCUGUUAAUGAAUUUACCAACGGUAAUGAGAAAUUAAUGCACCUUACGUGAUAGAUUGACAGCGAGAAAGAAUUGAUAAAUGUUUGAGAUAAAUUUGGAGACUGUCAUAUUUGUAAAUCUACCAGGAAGGGCUUUCGUUAUUAUACUUGGUUAAAUCAAAUUCAUUAUGAUAAUUCAAAGACCAAAAGCCUCUGUUAACGGCACAUCACACACAACACUGUUUUGAGUUCACCCUCAGCAAUUUCACAGUUUUCAAUUUCGGCCAACCCAGUGGAGACCUGAAAAAGGAUAUCACAUAGCAGACGAAUUCAGUCCUUUUGCAUCGCUUACAUAUAUCUUGGAAACUCAGCUUUAAAUGGCGUCAACGAAGAUGAUUUACAGUGUAUGCCCGCGUAAAAAUCUGUGCGCGAUGUUGCAGAGAAAUAGACAAGUUCCUGAUUGUCUGGGACGGCUUGCAGAUUCACGAAGGAACAUAUGGGUUGUUUUGUUUGUCAUUUUGGGGAAGUGAAUGUACGGAUCUUACUCUUCAUUUCUAAUAGCACUGAUGAUAUUCCUUGACCGCUUUGAAUUUCGAUUUUUUUGUGUGUGUUUCUAUACAAACUAAUUUACCCUGUGACAGGCUACGUGCGUGCAUAUCCUUGCACAGGUAGGCAAAUUGGCUGAGUUAACGUCAAUUCGAUCACCCGUCAUUCUCCCCUUGAUGAAACCGUCAGUGGUUGCAUCAAUUCCCCCCCUCCAUACUCGAUGCUUGUCGAGCAUUAUUGUUACAACCCUAUCGGGCAAGGUAUUUAAUUUUCGCCAAAUAAGAUAGCCCAGGGGCGAGAUGCGUUGGCGCGCGCGCACGCACGCACCCACAACAUAGACUCAAUAUGCUGCACGACCUCAGAUCUGCAAUUUCCGUGCUGGACGUUAAAAGCAUUGAAAUUGGACUGUAGACUUAAUGGUUAUUAUACCCGAUGCUCUGACAGGUUUCUGAGGCAGCAGAAAAGACCAUAGGAAAUUGGGGUUGAGUAUGUGCGUACUUCCUUCGUCAAAGCAUCUAUGGUCAAAGCUGUGACCAAGAGCAAAGACCUAUGUUGUGACCUACACUACACUUAAGUCUUUGAAUUUGUGGUUUCAACGGAAAGCCAUUCUGAUCUAUGGGAGUUUUGUGUGAAACCCAAUAUACUGCUCAUAAUACGACUGGCUUCGUAUAACCUAGGUCUUUGAAAUAAUUUGUCCAGGGCUGGGAACCUGAGAAACUCGAAACCACGUGCCACUUUGAAUGAAGAAGACAUUAAGGAAUGGGAAAAUAAAAUAACUCAACGGACACAGUGCCUUCCCUUCGCCCCAGGCAGGUAAUCAUCCUAUCAAACAACGUUUCCUCGCUCUGUGCUUAGUACCAAGAAUAUUCCAAAUCUUUGCUUUCACGCACAAGACGACAACCAAUCGGAAGUGCUUCUGUUUUGCUUCCAAGAAUUCGAAGUGAUCUGUAGCUGGAAAACUCGGAAUUCAAGCAGUUCAUAAUUAACGCACCUUUCAUCCGGUUUACUUUCUGGCCAGCUGGAUACAUGUAAUUGGCGGGAAACCCGACAAGUCUACAAAAAAGCACGCGCCGACUAAAGCGUACGGCGUUGCCGAGGUCGUACACGUCACAUAGUAUAGCUCAAGCUUUUAAAGGCCGGCUGACGUAAACUCGCUUCUGCAGAGAAAAUGGCUUUCGGAGUGCCUUGUCAACUUCUGAGUUACAAGAAGCUAUCCAUCGCAAAAGAAUUGUGCAGACAGGAGAAAGAGGUUUUUCUCGGUUGGCGAAAACCUUUUUUUCGUGAACUGGAAACGAACGACAACGGAGAAACUCUCCAGAUUGCGCGGUCAGUUACAGAGAGUGUUUGCACCAGACUCAAAAUUCUCAAUAAGUUUGCACAGUUCAAGCAGACAUUUGCAGUCCUUUCUUGGUAAAACUUCUUUUCACUUUGUUUUUGUCUUAAAAAGACAAAAUCUUGGAAAUGGCAUUGUAUAGAAUAUAUGCUAUUCUUACUGAGCAAAUUUUACCCAGUAAUUCCCAAAGGAUAAAAAUGAAACCACAAGAAGGAAUCUUUAUGAUUGUGCGUACAUCUCGUUUUUUGGUAAGGUUCCCCAUAUAUCCUUUUAUCAAUUAUUUCGAAUAUAAACAUGGAGGUAUACUGCAAACGUGAGUUAUUACGUAUCUGAGGUAUGAAAAGUCUGAAAGUAUACUUCUCAUACUAAAGUCCGAAAUUUUAUUUCAUGAACAGUUUUACGAUGAGAGGCAUGGGAAGACCCGUCACCAAUGGAGUAGUCAAUGAUUGAUACUGCAUGAUAAAAUAUCGAAAAAUUAUGGUCUCUUGGUGGCAAUGAGUUAUACUCCGCAUUUUGAUGGGAACUCGCUACCGGUCUUUCCACUGCAGGCUAACCCCGUGCCAUCUCACCCUUUAUUUAUCAAGAUUUGAAUCAUAACAAAUUGACGUCAACAGAAGCGGCAGGCGAGCGUAUUGAUAACAUUGACAUAGUAAUGAUAGGAUUGUUAUGGCGCUUGAUGUCAAGGGUCGACUAGCAGGGAGUUGCGGGUCGUAUGGUCGCGUAGAUAGGUGGUUGGGAAUCAUACCACCAGAAGGGUUUUCCCAUUGGCCGAGUUCACUUGCCCCUGGUGUACUCAGCUGUGCAUGACACAAAUCAAUUUGUUGGUUCACUCUCAGAAUGACUUUUGACCCAUUAUAAAAUUGUUUAUUUACGCUAACGUAAGGUUAACCCAAGUGCGUAGAUGCAAUGGUUUUCUAGCUGUCGUUAGUGAGUUCACAACGUUUAACAGGUGGAAUGAGCAUUGCUCUAUGCUUCCUCUUUGAAGAAGAGCUCUUAAAUUUGAUUUAAAUUAGCAAACGCCAAGACAAUUUUUCCAUAAGCCCUCGAAGUCGGUGUGUGUAGAGUAAAAUAACACGCAAGAUAUUUACGAUUACUUUGAGGAAAAAACAGAAUGUUGAAUACAUGUGCCUGUAAUCAACAUUCUAAGGACACUGGAUGUACAUACAGCUUAAUAGUGUGAUGAAUUUGGAAUUGUUUUUGGCGUAUAGGCCUAAGGCAUUCGGUGCGAAGUGAGGAUUAUUCCCUUUGUCGUGAAUGAUAUUUAUCCCAUCCAAGUUGUGCACUCAUUUGGUCUUUCAUUGCUAGUUGGCUCCAUUUGUCAAUAUGCAUCCAUCAAUAAAUAUAGAGUAAAAAAAAACUAAAAGUCUUUUUAGCACAAUGAUGUCAUACGAAUUCAAGCGUGGAAGUUUGCCUGUUCCAAAGUGUUAAUCUUUGCAACAUCGAUGCAAGGCUUGCCAACUGCCUUUCCCAAUCUUUCACUUUGUUGCGCAAGCUUGAAUCAUAUUGCACGCUCCACUGGUAAUGGCUGAACAGUUUAAUUGAUAUGUCGGGCGGGAGAAAGAAUCUCGUAUAAAAGAAAUAAAUAAAAACGUAUAUGUGCAAUGUUUGUGGAAAGUUGUGUACCGGUAAUUUGUUAUUUUGCCAAAAAUUUGCUCCUUUUAUCUUAGCUACACCGACGACCGCUGCGGUGUGGUUGUAAGCCAGCUUAUUCGUGAACAGUUUUUUCUUUCAGUUCUUUAAACGCUCGCAAAAACAUUGCACUGUCCUGAAGUCACGGCAACAAGGUGCCAGUCAACUAAAAACAGACGCAUAGGUUUUUCGGGUCACAAUCCAGCCUUUCAACCUUGGCCUUGAAUUUUGUUUCCUUUCAGCCUCUUGAUAGAGAACUUUUCAACUUUCGAGAGGUCUCAGACAGCCCUUGUAAUAUCCUGUUAGAAAUCCCCUGUGUGCACUUUGCAAAGAUCGGGCGUUUGUCAGUGAGUUGUCACUGGCUACAAUGCAAGUCCAGGCGUGAACAGACGAUACGUCAUGUCAUUGAGAGAAUGCGUGGUGAGUCACCAACCAAUGACGUCAGCCAUUAACUGGUAACUGACUGUGUCCUUUGGACUGGAUAAUGCCGUUUGCGAGUCUUUGCCGGGUGCCAGUUAUGACUGAUAGCUGGAGACGCGUGGCUGGCCGCCGACAGUUCAGUAUAAAAACCACGCAGCACGAACACUCCAGCAGAACCGUACUCAUCUUGCAAUUGAAACGUUUGAAGUUUACUUCAGCGAUCCCAAAAAACUUGAACUGUCUGAGUCAGUCAAUCUUCAGCGUCAAAUCAUGAUGGCACCUCCAACAGUGAUGAUGGGAGCUCGUUUGAAGAGCCAGGAGAGCCCAGCACAUUCCCCGGCCCGUCGUGGCCGGCGCAAUGCCAUGGCCGACGUGACGGUCGGUAUCACGGCAGACCAGCGACACGCUUUGGAAGAAAUGGUACAGACCUACGUCCCAGACUUCUUCGACGCAGAAGCUGCAAUCGGAAACAGAGGAAGUCACCGGCGAAAUGCAGUGGCUAACGUGGUUGCAGAACUGACCCAGAACGAUCUACAUCACCUAGAACACAUGGUACGAACCUACCAUCCCGAGAUGACAACUCGUCACCACACUGAUGACAACGACGAUGACUCGUCAUCGGGUGAUGGCGAGGACGCUUGCUCUCCUAACGGUCCCUGUCCAGCAUAUUACGAGCGCCGCCGCAACGCCCUUGCCAAUCCGCUGGCCAACUUAGACGAGGAGACAAUCCGCCGGAUCCGGUCCCUUCAUAAUUGCAGACACAGAUCGUCGAAUCUGGGCAGAAUCUAAAAAGAAAUCACCAGCAAUGACUGUCGUCAUGGUAACGUACGAAUCACACGACUCUGACAUGCAUUAUAGAACUUUAGAAUGAGAUAGUGCCUUCAAGCAUGGAGCAACAGCAACAUGGCGCAGUCCUCCUUCAUCUAAAGUUUUGCCUAAAAGUUUAUGGACAAAAGCCGUCAACUGGACAAAACUGUUCCCUGCAGUUCAGACGCCCUGUAACCCUUCAUGAACGGCUGUCAGUGCAACCCUGGACUUGAUCUAGAUCAUGUCACGCCUCACCGGCGCCUUUAUCCCGCCAAGAAUGACUGAUUUCCGUUACCACAGUAAUUGAUGACGUCGGCACAGUGACUUUACAAAACUAACCGUCAUUCUUCGCCAUUGAGUUAUUCAAGUUUAGACCCAAUUUAAGAACCAUGUUUUGCACGCCCAAAAAACUACAAUAUCAUGAGUAAUACUUCAACAUUCAAUACAAGUUUUUUUCCAAAUUUGGUCGUAAAAUCUGCUUGCUUCAGAAUGCUCUUGCUGUGGCCUUUCUGAUUUGCCUCGAUACUUGGGUAUGCAAACUUUCAUGAUUUAUGUGCACUCUUGUUAAAAUUGUACUGAAUACGAGUUUCCUAAUUGUGCUGGACGUGUCCGAAAGUAAGUUUCAAUGAUCAAAGCACUUUUCCGAAAUCACUGUGCUGAUUUGGUAUUCUGCAUUUUGUUUCCUGCACACCGUCCUUUACUUUUACCAGAAAGGAAAGUGAUAGGCUUAACUCUAGUUUUUGUACUGAAAUGCAUAUUUACGCAUUUUUGAUCAAGGUGUUUUCAUUCACAUAUUUGAUACUUCAUGCUUUAUUGUGACGGUUAUCGGAAGCAUUACGAUGUAUUCAAGCUUAUGGCUGGACCAUAGGUUAAUUAAAGGUUUUAAUAAAUGUCGCCUCACGUUUAAAUUA
Molecule: messenger RNA, 7658 nt
Organism: Acanthaster planci (crown-of-thorns starfish)
Lineage: Eukaryota; Metazoa; Echinodermata; Asteroidea; Valvatida; Acanthasteridae
Gene: poll
Product: DNA polymerase lambda
Biological process (GO): double-strand break repair via nonhomologous end joining
Cellular component (GO): nucleus
Molecular function (GO): DNA binding; DNA-directed DNA polymerase activity
Source: RefSeq, a predicted model, not a curated record